This is a messenger RNA of Rhizoctonia solani, 801 nucleotides long. Its product is annotated as mitochondrial intermembrane space import and assembly protein. The transcript has 4 exons. Gene Ontology annotation, molecular function: protein-disulfide reductase activity. Gene Ontology annotation, biological process: protein import into mitochondrial intermembrane space. NCBI's taxonomy places the organism in Eukaryota, Fungi, Basidiomycota, Agaricomycetes, Cantharellales, Ceratobasidiaceae. The record is from RefSeq and is a predicted model, not a curated record. Bases 1 to 801 code for a protein of 266 amino acids. Gene Ontology annotation, cellular component: mitochondrial intermembrane space.
AUGUUUGCGGCUCGGAAUGUUCUUCGUGUACCACUUCGCUCUCCUACUCUGCGAAGGCCCAUUCAUUCCGGUGUCCGAGGAGACUGGAAUCGCUCAUUAGCUGGUACUAUUGGGUUCGUUGCGGCUACAACAGCAGGUGCAAUUGGCACCUAUGUCUCCUAUAAAUCUGGUGGAAACACAAAAGAAACCCUUGGCGAAAAGUAUCCCGAGGUGCGACGCCCUCCUCCUACCAAAUCGGCACAAUCAAGCCUCGGUCAAAUCCUCACCUUCCGAACCAGGAUAAUUGAACCUUCUGGCGACGCACCUACCCCCCAAAAAGAUGGAGAGAACGUCCCAGAAGGGGGAAUGGACGGUCUUGAAGCCGAUGCUGCGAACCAAGGAGCGUUCAACCCCGAGACGGGUGAGAUUAACUGGGACUGCCCUUGUCUGGGAGGCAUGGCCCAUGGACCAUGCGGUCCUGAAUUCCGAGAGGCAUUUUCGUGCUUUGUAUACUCGAAGGAAGAUCCCAAGGGAGUAGAUUGCGUUGAAAAGUUCAAAGCUAUGCAGGAUUGCUUCAGAGAGCAUCCCGAUGUCUACGGCGAAGAGCUUGAAGAUGACGACGAAGCACCUGAUGCAACCAAAGAACCCAAGACCGAAGGUGGCGACGAGAGCCCAGUCGCAGGCGACGAAAAGAACACCAAGUCUGUCGCGGGUGAGGAUGCGCCUGCUCCUCCUAACCCGGCUCCCGAGUCGCGAACCAGAGCUCCGACCGCUAAUGUCGCUCACGGAGAGACCCCUACGAAAAGCUCUGCCAAGCACUAA